AUGGUAGAUUUACUUCCCGGGGCCAGACUCAGCAGCUCAGGUGGGAACAUUGUGCUAUUCUGGGACGUCAUCAAGGUGGAUCGUGUUGAGAUUUGGUGUGCGGAGAUCUCCUUGAAGAGACAACCCCAAGGAGGAGGAGAGAUUUGGGGCAAUGUGGAGUGGUCUAAUGCUGUCAUGACACUUGAUCCUUCCUCGGAUCGCUACAAGUUUAUGUAUUCUGCUUCUGUCACUCACUGA
Molecule: messenger RNA, 237 nt
Organism: Thlaspi arvense
Lineage: Eukaryota; Viridiplantae; Streptophyta; Magnoliopsida; Brassicales; Brassicaceae
Source: the annotation of a GenBank genome assembly